UUACGGAUUUGUUGGUAGUACAUAAUCGAAGAGACCGUUAGAUUCAAACUUGUACUCCCAAUUUGAAACCCACAGCAGCACUAGCACUGGUGACAAGCCGAGCAUUCCCAAUUUCACGCUCCCUUCUCUAUUCUUCUGAUUCCCCCACUGUAAACCCUAACUGUUCUCCAUUGUUCUCCCCGAUACUUCUUCGUAUUCAACGGAGCCGCCGCUGUUCUGCUCGCUCCGUCAGAAGAUGUCUUCUCGGAACCAGAACCGGCCUCCUCACAGCAACUCCAACAAAAAGGUUGGUGCUGAAGAAGUAGUCAAAGACAAGCGUUCAAGUAUUGAAAUUGAAGCUGAAAAGCUGGAGAAACAAGGAGUGGCUGGGAGGGCCAGAGCGCCAUUAUCGGCGAUGGUGAACAAUACUACCAGUGACUCAGAUGGAACCGAUUUGAACAACAUUGAGUUCACAAAAGAGGAUAUAGAGUCAUUGCUCAAUGAGAAAAUGAAAAAGGGGAAUCCAUAUAAUAAUAAGAUAAAAGUGGACCAGAUGGUGGAUCUUAUUAAGCGGCUUAAGCUUUGUGUUCGUUGGUGUGUCCAUGAAAAUGAAAAACUUCAGUCUGCAGUGGAGUCUGCUGUUAAGAAGUCUUGCGAUUCUGAGAUUGAGAUGAAAAAUAAGACUGAGGAGCUGAAUGAUACUAUAUCUGAUAUGAGGGAGACAAUUUCUUUCUUAGAAGAGAUAAAUGCAAAGGAAAAGUCAGAAAAGUUGGUAGCAAUUGAUGAUAAUUUGAACCUACAACAGUGCAAUAGUAGUCUUCAAUCAGACCUCAAAUCAGCUAACGAGGCAUAUAGACGACUUGAAAUGGAGAAAGCAAUCAUUGUUGAGAGCCUUAAUGAUACAAGAGAUCUUAAUAAGGAAUUGCAGGAUCGGUUGAAAUCUCUUAAAGAUUCACAAAAUGAAUCUAUAAAGCAUAAAGAAACGUUAGCAAAUGAACUCACAUGCCUCCGUGAAGAACUAAAAAAAAUUGUUGACGAUCGUGAUCGCGUACAAGGACGACUAAAUGCCGUAAUUGAAGAACGAGAAAAUUACAUUAAAUUUAAAUACGAAACAUAUUCAAAAUUGGAUAAAUUGGCAAUUAAAACGGAGGCUCUUGAGGAGACUUGUUCCUCUCAAAAAGCGAAAAUAACUAUACUGGAGCAGAAGUUACGUGUUGAAAGGGAGAAGUUAGAGAUGGCUGAUUUAUCUGCUGUUGAAACAAGAGCAAUGUCUGAAGAGCAUAAAAGAAUCAUACGUGAACUACAAGAUCGGUUGGCAGAUAAAGAAAUUCAAGUAGUCGAAGGAGAAAAACUAAGGAAAAAAUUGCACAACACCGUCUUGGAGCUGAAAGGAAAUAUCCGUGUGUUUUGUCGUGUGCGACCUUUACUACGAGAGGAUCGUUUUGAAACAAAUAUGGUUGUUUCUUACCCAACGUCAAUAGAUAUGCUUGACCGGGGCAUUGAGUUAGUACAAAAUGCAGGGCAGAAGCAACUUUUUACAUUUGACAAGGUGUUUAGUCAUGAGGCUUCUCAGCAUGACGUUUUCACUGAAAUAUCCCAACUGGUUCAAAGUGCGCUUGAUGGGUACAAGGUAUGCAUUUUUGCUUAUGGACAAACAGGUUCAGGAAAAACCUAUACAAUGAUGGGUAGGCCUGACGCUCCAGACCUAAAAGGGAUGAUACCACUUUCUUUAGAGCAGAUAUUCCAGACUAGUCAGUCCCUGAAAGACCAAGGCUGGAAUUUCAAAAUGCAGGCAUCAAUGUUGGAAAUAUAUAAUGAGACCAUCAAAGAUUUGUUAUCAUCAAAUCGGUCAAGCGGGUUUGACCAGACACGGGCAGACAAUAGUGUUCACGGCAAACAGUACACUAUUAGACAUGACAAAAAUGGAAACACGCAUGUUUUGGACCUCACAAUUGUCGAUGUUUCUAGUCCCAAUGAGAUUUCCUCCCUCUUGGAAAAGGCUGCCCAAAUCAGGUCAAUGGGAAGAACACAGAUGAAUGAACAAUCGUCAAGAAGCCACUUUGUUGUUACUUUGCGUAUGUGUGGUAUAAAUGAGAACACUGAACAACAAGUACAAGGUGUUUUAAACCUGAUUGAUUUGGCUGGAAGUGAACGACUUUCAAAGAGUGGUGCCACUGGGGACCGUUUGAAGGAAGCUCAGGCUAUCAAUCAAAGUCUCUCUUCUUUGAGCAAUGUCAUAUUUGCUUUAGCAAAGAAAGAAGAGCAUAUUCCUUUCAGGGAUUCAAAACUGACACAUUUACUCCAGCCAUGUCUUGAAGGGGAUUCCAAAACAUUGAUGUUUGUCAACAUCUCACCUGAUCAAUCUUCAAUUGAUGAGUCACUUUGCUCUCUCCGGUUUGCGGCCAGAGUCAAUGCUGUGAAAUUGGGGUUCCACGGUGUUAGACCGAGACAUACACAGGGUGCUAUGUCUCCCGCUUUAGCAAGAACAGAAAAGUAUUAAUUUGGCUGUCUGUAAAUUAGUUGUGUAAAUGUGACCAAGACAUUCACAUUUUGACUCUUUAAAACCUCAAAGGUUCUCAUGAUAAUUUGUACCAUUAUUAUCUAUUUAUUUAGCAUAGCAGCUUGUUGAUUCUUCAUAUAAUUCAUCAUUUGGUGAAUCUCUUCCAAUUAAGUUGUUUGUAGAAUGUUAACAAA
Molecule: messenger RNA, 2673 nt
Organism: Cicer arietinum (chickpea)
Lineage: Eukaryota; Viridiplantae; Streptophyta; Magnoliopsida; Fabales; Fabaceae
Product: kinesin-like protein KIN-14C
Biological process (GO): microtubule-based movement
Molecular function (GO): microtubule motor activity; microtubule binding; ATP binding
Source: RefSeq, a predicted model, not a curated record